UUGUCAUACUUCGCAAUACGACUCAUCUACCCCAAAAAAAGGCUUUAGGCCAAACAGAAAAACGACCUAAAGCCAUGUUUAAAGCUUAGCAGUUCUCCACAUAUAUUUAAAUAUAUCUGUAUAUUAAAAGAUUACCCCUUUAAGAAAAAAGAAAAAAGAAGUUAUAUAUAAUUUGUUUUUCUGUGGGAAAAAAAGGGGUAAUCAAAUAAAAUGGAGACGGCUAGGCUUUUCAAAUUAGUGUGUGUGAUUUGUAUUGCCAGUUUGAUUCCGACCCUACGAGCCAAUGUUGCGGAGACUGAUGAGUAUUGGGUAAAUAAGGCCAAUGAAGCUCGUAAACAAUCCCUUAUGGCUUAUCAUCCCGACCCUUAUGAUAUCGUCGACCACUUCCACGAGCGUCAUUACGACAACUCUACUGAUGUUGAUGGGACGGAGGAAGACGAGGCGGUAGCAUCCGCGGAAGAGGAAGACAUUGAAAUGAUUUCUGGUCCGACGAACAGCACAAGGCGGAGCCUAACCGGUAGAGGUAAAGGAAAAGGAAAGGGAAAAUGGAGCAAGCUAAAGGGACCUUGCACCGCAAGCAACCCUAUCGAUAAAUGCUGGCGUUGCCAGCCUGAUUGGGCUAAGCGUCGCAAGAAGCUCGUCCACUGCGUCCGUGGUUUUGGCUACAGGACCACUGGAGGCAAACUCGGGCGCAUCUACGUGGUCACGAGCAACAGAGACGAUGAUAUGGUGAUGUUGCUUGGCGCACAAGACCACAACCAAGAUGACAAGAGGAUGCAAGUCACAGUGGCUUACAACCAUUUUGGUAAAGGGCUUGUGCAGAGGAUGCCGAGGAUCCGAUGGGGUUUCGUCCAUGUUGUCAACAACGACUACACUCAUUGGGAGCUAUACGCCAUCGGCGGUAGCCAAGGUCCUACCAUUCUCAGCCAUGGAAACCGUUUCAUCGCUCCUCCUCACAAACCUCACUACAGAGAGGUGACAAAGAGGGAUUAUGCUCCAGAAGGCGUGUGGAAAAACUGGAACUGGAGAUCAGAAAAAGAUUAUUUCAUGAACGGAGCAUAUUUCAGACAAUCUGGGAAUCCAAGAUUCAAGUGUUCACACUCAAGACAACAGAUGAUAAAACCCAAACAUGGAGUGGCCGUUUCAAAGCUUACCAAAUACGCCGGAGCAUUGGAUUGCCGGGUCGGAAAACCAUGCUAAUAAUAUAACUCACUAAUAUUUUUUCUCUUGUAUCUAGGCCAGGAACUAAACAGCAAAUCUUUUAUAAAAAAAAAAUUAUGGGGUAAAACUGGAAGUAUAAACUAAUUUUUUUAUGAAUGAGGUUCAUAAAUGCGAACGGCUGGAGAUACUUUGUAAUUUUAUCUUGUUUCUGUAUUCCAUUUUGUUGUGUAUGUUGUUUGGUUGUGCUCGUCAUAAUUUUAACUAUUUUGUUUUUGGGGACCGGGCAACUAUGAUAUACCAAUGAAAAAAAACAGAACAAGGAUUUUGCAAAAAUUCAUAUAUGGAUCAUUUUUUUUAAACCAACCGUAUUAUCGAUUUCCCAAACCAAUAAUAGUCAUUGACCUUUUUCCGUACAGGUCUGUAAUUAAGCACUAAUACUCCAUGAACUUUUAAA
Molecule: messenger RNA, 1615 nt
Organism: Thlaspi arvense
Lineage: Eukaryota; Viridiplantae; Streptophyta; Magnoliopsida; Brassicales; Brassicaceae
Source: the annotation of a GenBank genome assembly